AUGGCAACAACUGCGAUCAUUGCUGCGUUUGAGUCCGCUGGUAUACACUCGGCAGCAAAAACAAUUAUGGAUAAGACGGUCGCUGGAGCAAAGAUGGGUGCCGAAAUCGGCUCUUCAGUAGGUCCAAUAGGCACUGCAGUGGGUGGAGCUAUUGGAGGUGCUGUUGGUUUGGCAGCCGGUCCAGCAGGCAAAACAGUGAGUGGAGCUAUUGGAGGUGCUGCUGGUGUGGUAGUCCGUUUUUUUUCGUCCAAGUCUAAUUAA
Didymodactylos carnosus is the source of this 261-nucleotide messenger RNA. The record is from the annotation of a GenBank genome assembly. Lineage: Eukaryota; Metazoa; Rotifera; Eurotatoria; Philodinida; Philodinidae.